UUUGUGGAUUUUUUCUGAAAAAUAGACUCUUUUACAUGAUUUUGUACAUUAUUUCCCUAAAUUUUGCUCAUAAUUUUUCUCUAAUGUAUCUCGUUGGUGAACUUUUAAUUUUUUAUUUUAACACGUAUCGCAUUUCAAAAACAAAUGAGCAGUUGCAACAAAAAGUAAUCUUAAAUUUUUUAAUUUAAUUUUUUUCAAAAAAUUCAAUUUAAAUAUCCAGAAAUAUAGAAUAUAUUAUAAAAUACAGUAUAAAUAACGCAAAAAUAGCUCAUUUGUGUAAACUAACUCUUAAAGGACUAAAGAGAAACGAAAGAUUUGAUUGUAAAAUAAUGAAAUAAAUGGGUGAUGAAAAGGAAUACUUCGGAUACAUUUCAGGUUAUGAUCCAGGAGGUUCUGUUGAGAAAGUUGAGUUUAAUGACAUAACAUUUGAUCCGGGAAAUGAUGAAAUAAAGCGUUUGCAAGAUAUCAACAAGAAUUUUCCAGUAAAUAACAGUUUAUACUACGAUGAUCACUUAGAUGGAAAUAUUAUAUAUAAUGAUGGGUUUCCAUCCUAUCGUAUGGUUAGUACUAAUUCUGGUAAUAACUUGAAUAGUUUUUCAAGGAAUUUACCGAAUGAAGGUAUUAAUAAUAACAUAGCUAAUAAUAGAAUGAUAGUAAAUACGGACUCUUCAGGAUCAAGUAGUAGUAACGGUAGUGAAAAUUUUGUGAAUAGAUCAGCGAACGAUAUGAAUGGGAUAGCCGAAGCUAUAAAGGAAUUAACCUCAAGAUUGCCCAUGCCCCCAUCUCCUGACCUUUUAAAAUCUGUACAUCCGGAACUUGCAGUUAAACUACAGUUAACAUAUCUUAAGGCAUACAUACAGAACCAACAACUCCUAAUGGAUCUGACCCAUUCCAACACACAUAAUAUGCAUAGUAGUAGUGUACAUACCGGUAAUGGUUUGGAUAUACCUAACUUUGGUAAUAAUUUGGGUUCUAAUUCUCAAUAUUCCUAUCCCAUUGUUGAAAUUAAAUCUUCGUAUCCCCAACUCACCAAUACAUUCACUAAUAACUUUUAUACCCAGACUCAAAAUCCCGUUGAUUUAUCUACUGGCCGUCCAGACCCUUCAGAGAUGAUACAAUUGAACAAUACCGUAACAAGUAAACAAACAAACACUGCAAAUUCAGUGCUAAACAACGGUGUGGAGGAGUUUGGACAAAAUAAUGGAUAUUUGCAGCUUACAAAUUAUCCACAAUUUGCAAAUUACCCAAAUUUCUACUACCAACCCACGAAUCAACUCAGUACUCAGCUGGCAACAUAUCCUCAGUUACCCAAUUAUCCGCAACUUACAAAUUACCCUCAGUUGGCUAAUUAUCCACAGUGGACGAAUUACCCGCAAUUAACAAAUUAUCCGCAUAUAACUGAGAGCGGGUCUUACGAUUACUCAAACAGAUCUUUGGAUAAGGCUGGAGAGUUUGGGUAUGACGGAUUUAAGUAUGAAAACCCGGCGGAUCUGGUACCAACUGAGUAUCGAGACCGCGUUAAGUACAAUUCGGCCAAAAAAUCAUUCGUUUCUGUGUAUUUGAACUCACUUGGCCUGAGAAAGAGGAAGUCAUUUUCAAUCAACAAAUUUGGGAUAAAAAAGGCCCUCAAGCUGGCCAUUAACUUUGCCAACUCCCUUACUACCGGUGACAAGGCCUACAGUAAUGGGCUGGGUCAGGAUAUGACGAGCGGGAGUCCACGUGACGACGCUGUGGAUGACGGGGUAAAACUGGCCAUAAGAGAAAGAAACCUGAUUGAGGAUGUGUGUGAGCAGGUGUUGAAGACGAGUGAGGGAAGUGUGGAGAGUUUUGAGGGAUUUGAGAGGGCGCUUGGAAUGGCCAGGAUACGAGGGCUGGUGUACAGCCUCGGAGCGAACGUUUGGAUGUGCAUAUUCUACAAAAAACGGAAGCGGAAGCUCCAGUUCUUCAGUGUGGACGAGUUCGGGUUUGAAAAGGCCUUCCAAAUGGGCCAAAACUUCUUCAACACUAACCCUCAACUGGUACGCUCAAAACUCUCAGGAGCUAUUUCAUACUGGUUAGAAUCUAAUCCUUCCAAAACUCUCAAUGUAAUUUUCAAAAUCAAGCCUAAUAACUGUAAUCUCAGUGUCACAGAUAUUUCAAACGGUGUGGAAAAUGGAGCAAAUAGUAACAUGGAGGAUAGAGAAGUGUUAUAUGUUGGAAGAUUCGAGAUUGAAGUUUAUGGAAGCUUUCUACAGGCCAAAAGAGCCUCACAGACUUGGUGUAAUCAAGUAAAAAAGUUCCAUUCAUCCACACCACUGCAUAACACUCAAAAUAUAAAUACAGGCAAUAGUCUGAGUGAUAGUAUAAACAAAUUAGGGUAUGUGUAUUAUAGCGACAAUGAUAAAAAGUGGGUAGUGGUGAGCGAGAAUGGGAAGAUAGAGUUCUCAGUAGAGAAUUUGGGACAUUCAGAGGCCAAAAAACAAGCCAUUUCACUUAGAUAUAAAAAUAUUUCUAACUAA
This is a messenger RNA of Theileria parva strain Muguga, 2498 nucleotides long. Its product is annotated as AP2 domain protein. NCBI's taxonomy places the organism in Eukaryota, Apicomplexa, Aconoidasida, Piroplasmida, Theileriidae. The coding region runs from base 339 to 2498 and encodes 719 amino acids. Gene Ontology annotation, molecular function: DNA-binding transcription factor activity. The record is from RefSeq and is a predicted model, not a curated record. The transcript has 2 exons. Gene Ontology annotation, biological process: regulation of DNA-templated transcription.